Molecule: messenger RNA, 2914 nt
Organism: Sinocyclocheilus anshuiensis
Lineage: Eukaryota; Metazoa; Chordata; Actinopteri; Cypriniformes; Cyprinidae
Product: fibroblast growth factor 11-like
Exons: 5
Coding region: 1444-2187 (247 amino acids)
Molecular function (GO): growth factor activity
Source: RefSeq, a predicted model, not a curated record
GGAGGGAGAGCAAAAGAGAGACUUAGAGUCACACAUUCACACACUCUCUCAAUCACUCUCAUACACACACACAUAAACUCUUACAUUCUCGCACAGAUUCAGAGGUGCCUUGCUGAAGAGACUCUGUUACGCACACCUGCAGGGGUGAGAAUAUUUUAAGCAGUGAAUACUGGACUAAAACAGAAUACCGGAGCACUGGGACAGACUCGACAGCACCUAGGGACUUUCUUCAAACGGGACCUUUACAGCAUGUGAAGCCGGACGAACAGAUAUGUGCACCAUCUAUCCUUAACAUUCCUUCAUUUCAUCCCUCCAUCUGUGCCUCCCUCCCACCUCUCCUCUCAAGUGGUGUGAAGGACACGGAGCUACGAGUUCCUCAGUGCUCUCUGCCUGGUUGCCUUACGGGAGUCUGGGGGAGGCUUGGUGCUCCCCUUCGCUCUCCUGCGCUCUCACUCGUUCAUGAAUGUCACCUCUAUCUGCGGAAGCCCUUGCAAUUUACAAACACUCUCUCGGGAGCUUGGGGAGAGGGAGCAAAGGGGAAUGUAAGAAGGGCUGAGGAAGAAGAGAACUUCUGAUUCCUUUCAUCCUUAUCCAUCUGAUCAUCCACAGACAUGAGUUCCAGGGUUGACGACACCAGUUUUUGACUUUUACUUAGUAUGUCUGUCUUUGUUUUUUUUUUGUUUUUUUUGCAGUCAUAGUGUCAUAAAUGCAAUACUUCGGAAUCAGGUAAUGGAGUUUUACUAAGAUUGUCUCAGGAUAUUGAUCCUUUUCUCAGUAGGAUCUGUAUUUUAGUUUGUUUUAUGCAUCCAUCGAUCUUCUCCGUUUUACGAGGAUCGCACUGAUAUGUUCCAUAUUUACACCUUUUUUCUGAACUUGCAGAAUGAUUUCUGAUCUGUGAGAUUUCUGAAGAUCAAUCCCACACUAAACUGUGGAAGGGAAGUGAGAUACCAGGGCUUUUGGGAGCUCGGAGCUUCAGGGAAUAGAGUCAAACAGAGGGUAUGGUGGUGCUGUGAUGGCUCACUUAUCUUCCAGAAUUCCAGUAUGGCUCCAUGGAUCAUCUGAUGCCACUUGUCCUGUCCAUAUGCUGUGCAACGAGACCUGAAAUACAACAAACAAUCCCAACAACGACAGCUGCCAUUCAUCACAAUCACAACACCAGGAAUUCUGCAUUCCAGGGACUAUUUUGAUAGCCAAAGAAACAAAUAAAGUUUAUUGUGAACUUCACAAGUGUUUUGCCCCACCCCCUUUACCCCUCUAAAACCAAGCCCCUUUUUGUUCCCUAUCAAGUUGUGACUCAUUCUCCCCUUGGUUAUUGUGGGAGACCCUGCUGUACUCCGAACAUCUACAGACUCCUGCUCCUGUCCUCCGUGGCCCUGGAGGAUCGGACAGGUGGGUGGCCCACUGACGCCCUCUGCGCCCUACGGGUGAGCGGGGCACAGCAAAAUGGCUGCCCUCGCCAGCUCGCUGAUCCGGCAGCGCAGGGAAGUCAAGGACCCCCAGGCCAACCGGCAGAUUUCCACCAAACGCAAGCCUUGCCCCAAGAGCAACAAGUCGCUCUGCCAGAAACAGAUCCUCAUCCUCAUCUCCAAAGUCCGGCUUUGCAGCAAUCGAGGACGAAAACUAGAAAAAAGACCAGAGCCUCAGCUGAAAGGUAUUGUCACACGUCUGUACUGUCGGCAUGGCUUCUACCUGCAGAUGUUACCCGAUGGCACCUUGGACGGUACAAAGGACGAAAACAGCUCCUUCUUGCUGUUCAACUUGAUUCCUGUGGGUCUGAGAAUAGUCGCCAUCCAAAGCACCAAGACAGGACUCUACAUAGGCAUGAAUAGCGAGGGCUUCCUCUACACAUCAGAACAUUUCACGCCAGAGUGCAAGUUUAAGGAGUGUGUGUUUGAGAACUAUUAUGUGACAUACUCCUCGAUCUUGUACCGUCAAACACAGUCAGGCCGGGCCUGGUACAUUGGCAUUAACCGGGAUGGACAGGUCAUGAAAGGAAAUCGGGUCAAAAAGACUAAAGGAGCAGCCCAUUUUCUGCCCAAGCUUAUAGAGGUUGCCAUGUACAGGGAACCAUCACUACAUGAAGUUGCUGAGCAAAGCCCGCCUAGAAAAACGGCCAAAACGUCAGACUCCCACGUCCAUAAAAACGGCAAGAAAGACCAAGUGCUUCCCGUCCCCACAGCCUCCUAGCGGCAGUAGAACAAACACUUUGUUUGCACGGACACGCCAUGAACGCCAACAGCGGCACAGGAGGUUUGGUACAAAUAAUGUUUGUAGUCCCUCCACCGACCCUCAGAACUUUGACAUUUCCAACAAUGCAUCAGGGCUCAAAAGACCCUUGCCGACAGGUCUAAUGCCCACCGCACUUCCUUUUGGUCUCUCCUGCUCCUUAAUCAAAGGAAUACUGAGCAAUAAUAAGCGCACUGGUCUGGGGGCAGAGUGUGACGGCGUCGCUUUUGUGAGAACAGCAACACCUAAUAGAAAGGAUCUUUGUCUUCCUCUCCUUUUUUAGUAUUUCAAGAAGAAACACUUCUUCUUGUGAAGCAAUUCGUGCUUGACAUUUAAAGCCUCCAUUUCCUUUGUUCAAGCAUUCAUAGAUUCCACGAAAAUCUUUUCUUUUCUUUUUUUCUUUUUUUAACAGAGAUCCCUGUCAUCUCUAAGCCUUGUUUGUAAUCUCCUCUCCCUUCUCUACCUCUUCUGCACUUUGAUUAACUUGAGACACAGAGGCCAUUUUCCACUUCACAACACAGGAAAAGCCCUACACACUCUUCCGGGGACCAUUAAGGAUGCCGCCACAUGCACACACACACACACACACACACACACACACAUACACAAAUGAAAUAAAUAAAUAAAUAAAACUUACCCUCCUCUUAGGAUGAGGAUGUUUAGAGGCAUUGCAAACCUUUUUCUGCUC